Molecule: messenger RNA, 1035 nt
Organism: Spodoptera littoralis (African cotton leafworm)
Lineage: Eukaryota; Metazoa; Arthropoda; Insecta; Lepidoptera; Noctuidae
Source: the annotation of a GenBank genome assembly
AUGUCUAAAUCAGUGCUGUGUUUCGUGAUCGCAGUACUUUGUUUUGCAUCUGUAAACACAAAAAAGAAGUUAAAAUUUUACGAGGAGAAGAAUUUCCACGAAGCUCAAGAGUUGUCAGAUCAAAAUGUGAGGGAUAUAGCGGCAAUGUCUGACAUGAAUCAUUUCAAAUCAGUUUUAAAUGAGAUCCUGAUUCCAAGAGUUGUGGGUACUCCUAAUCAUGAUAAGGUCAGCAACUACAUAUCCCAACAGAUGCGGGACUUAGGUUGGGAGGUCACGGAGAAUGUUUUCUCAGACACCACACCUGUGUUUGGCUCAUUGAAUUUUAAAAACAUUAUAGCCAAAUUAAAUCCUAAUGCUGACAGAUUCUUAGUGCUAGCGUGCCAUUACGACAGCAAAUAUAUGAGGGAACAUGUUUUUGUAGGUGCAACGGACUCUGCAGUACCAUGUACUAUGAUGAUAAACCUGGCCAAAGUAAUGGCGGAACAAUUGGAGCCGUUUAAAAACAAUCGUUUAAGCAUAAUGUUCAUUUUCUUCGAUGGUGAAGAGGCAUUUAGACAAUGGGGUCCUAAUGACUCGAUCUAUGGGGCCCGACAUUUAGCCAAGAAAUGGCAGGGCACUGAAUACAAAGAUGGGGCCAAUGAACUGCAGAGAAUGGACGUGAUGGUGCUCCUGGAUCUCAUUGGCUGUCCAGACCCAGUGUUCUACAGUUACUUCCAGUCGACGGAGAAGUGGUACGUCCGUCUGGCUGUUGCGGAGCAAAGAUUAGCUGAACUCGAUCAGUUCCAGUCCUACUCCAAGGGAAAUGCAGAACAGACCUACUUCAGGCUCAGGAGCUCUGGAUCCGUCAUAGAAGACGACCACAUACCCUUCAUGAGGAGAAAUGUGGAUAUUCUGCACGUGAUCCCGUCUCCGUUCCCCAGCGUGUGGCACACCCCUGGCGACAACCUUUCCGCUCUUGACUUCAACACUAUAGAGAACUUGAACAAAAUAUUCAGAGUAUUUGUGGCUGAGUACCUCCACAUCAAACCGAAGUAG